This is a messenger RNA of Pectinophora gossypiella (pink bollworm), 3286 nucleotides long. RefSeq lists its product as uncharacterized. Bases 117 to 1958 code for a protein of 613 amino acids. Lineage: Eukaryota; Metazoa; Arthropoda; Insecta; Lepidoptera; Gelechiidae. The transcript has 9 exons. The record is from RefSeq and is a predicted model, not a curated record.
UCAUUCUUGAUUUUCAUUCGUUCCGUUCACGUCUCAAAACGAAACGAAAUGCUGUUGAGGGACUUUUAUUCAUUUUAAUAAUUUCUAUGAAUUAUCAAUAACAAACCUUUUCAAAAAUGUCUCGUGCUUUGCCCUUGCUAACUGUGAUAUCUAUAAUAUUUUUUUCAAUAUCUUACGUUUCUGGAGAAUGCACAAUUCCAAUAGUUUUGCGGAACACUUGGUUUUCUUUUGAGAAUGGCAAGCAAACCAUCACUGAUAUCAACGCGAGCGACAUGACUGGCAGAGGUGUAUGCGUAAAUAUAAAGGCAGAUUACCAUGUGAACUACACAAUGGUGUUCCGUUACACCAACUGCUACUACUGCGUGAAGUUGAUAGUUCGCACCGUGAAUGUAUUGGAGAAGACAGAGACACCAUGUGUGGACCUUGGUCCAGACGAAGAACCGACAGUUGAGCGUGUUUGCCGUGGCCUCCGACCUGACCAGCACCUUAUUACAUUGUUCUCUGAAAAUUCUGUUCCGGUCAACUGCAGAUCCUCUCUGGAAGGUGUGUGGCAGUUUGCAUAUCAAAACCGGUUCCGGUUUACUGGAGAGUGCAACAAUCCAGAUGCUCAGAUCAAGUCCUGUCAGACAGCUGGUACUCAGUUUUUGAUCACCAACCAGAAGUUCAACAUUACAUAUAGAAAAUGUCCGGGCAUGUCAGGCACUUUUGAUGGCACUGUGGAGUACAGCUGUUUGGGACAUUGGUUUGUGGACAAGAACCACUUCUUUGCCGUUGCUAAUACAAAGGAGUCUCGUAAAGAUGAGAGGUACCGCUGCUUCCUAAAGAACAGAGAUGAUGAUCUAUAUAUUGGAGCAUCCAUCACACCAGAAUGCAACACUUUGAAGACUGUGGAAAAGUCACCAGAGAGAUACCGAGUUACCCCUGUUAAGGCUGAAGUUGUGGAACCAGGUUGCAGAUUACCGAAAAAUUUCUCCGGUGACUGGAUUAACACGGCUAAUAUCGACGCCGACGUAUUUAUCAAUGAAACUCAUAUUAUUGAGACAUAUUACCCAGAUGAAGGAAGAUUUAGGAGGACUAUUUAUGUGUGCAGAGAACAGCGUGAUAGCAGAGUGAUGAUGGCUCGCCUCACAGUUGAUGGUUGUCAGAAGGAUUAUGUCUGCUUUGAUUUCGUACCACAACAUCACAAUGUUAUUAGAUUCCGGAAAGGCCUGGCUAUGAUACAAAGUAACUUCCACACAGUAUGUUCAUGGGUACAGUUUCCAAACAAAAAUCAAUGGCGAUACGAUAUAUUCUUAAAGAAAGAUCCAUCCCCAAUCAGAUGUCCCGUUGCAGGGAAAUUCAAUUUUACUCAAAAAGGAGACGUUAGGUUCGAGACUAGAAUCCUUGGAGGUGUCACACUCAGUCCUAGACCAAAUUUGUACUGUAAACUGAAUAUCAGUGAUUUCUCUGUGUGUGAUACGGAUCAGAAAACUAUACAAAUCAAGGAGAACUACUGCCUGUCUGUGGAUUAUUUGGGCAGACCAGUUGAUAUUUACAGUGACCCUGACUACAGGAUGAAGUGUAUUGGGUAUUGGAAGGAGAAUUUGAAGUCAUAUUUGAUUACUUAUGAUGAGUUGGACCCCUUCUCUAAGUACAGAUGCUGGGUUUAUCAGAGAGCUGAUCUCAAUAGAGUUCUAAUGUCGCAAGCGUUAGGUCCAUACUGCGAUCUCAAGCAGGAUGUGACUUCAUGGAACUACACGGAAGGCGCAGCAGUCGCCGUCGAGAUGGAAGAAUACGAGAGAGAGCGCGACCAAUGUCCUAUGCACUUUGACGAUGGCAGCGACCCCUGGUCUACUAAGGAAAACUACAUCAAAGUAUUCUCUUUCAGCUACUCCUUUUGGAGAAACACUAACGGGGCACCCAUACUAGGUAUAAGCAUCACAACUAUAGCUUUAGUGGUUUUGACGACUGUAUUGUAGACGUAGACCACAAGAGUAGAUGUAGACUGAUUGUAGAUGUGAUAAGUUGACAUAAGCCUGGUGUACACUGACAUAAUGCCAUGACAAAGGAUUUUAUUUUUGAUAUAAUAUACCUAAAAUUCGUACCUAGUUUUACGUCCGUGUAUAGAAGAAAGACCGUCCCAGAUUUACCGCGUAAGUGGGAGUGAGGAAUACACCGCGCGCGCUCCCCCUUAUUUCUUAGCGGUUUACUACAUUUAACCUAAUGUAAGAUCUAGAGAGGGUGAGCUAAAUCUAGCUCGGAUACGAAUUGGUGCGGGGCGGAGUUACCGUUUUAUAUUCUAUGGUAAGAGUAAGAUGCUUCGUCAUCACUCGUAGGCAGCGUUACAUCUAAUAAUUUUUAUGUUCUGAAAAAGGCAUGCUGAAAGUCUAGAAGAUAUAGCUUCGUCAUGAUAAACAAUAUUUUGCCAUAUCGUGCCGAAGUACGCCAGACGAAAAUCUAGGUAGAUUCUAGGCCAGUCUAGGUCGAUUUGACGUAACAUUAUUAGAAUGACAACAGGACAGAGAUAUAAUAAAAAGAAGAAAAGAGAAAAGAUGUGGGAUAUGUUUCUUUCUUUUUUUAUACAGGUUAGUACGAAAGAGACAAGAGUUAUGGCACUCCAAUCAUGCUACAAUAAAUAGGGUGUAGGAACAAAAGCACCAGGUUAAAACAUUGAUCACAUUUUAUUGAUUUUAGUCAGUGCAAGCAAUAAGAUGGAAACAAGACGAGAGAUUAGAAAAUAAGAAUCAAGUGAAAGUUAUCCAGUCAUACCUAUCUUGUAAUACUAAAAUAAAAAAGUGCUGAUCUUCUUUAAAGCUAUUAUAAUAUAUUUUAGGGACACAUUCUCCAAAAGCUAUUGUAUAUUUUAUUUUUUAUGUUCAACUUUUUAUAUCACUCUUUUAGUUAAUAUAUUUCUUUUUAUUUGUACUAUAAAUGUACCUCAUUUUUUAUGGUUACUGAAUCUCAAAUAUUAUUUUAAUCUUUUAAUGCCUAAGUGCCUUAUACUUACUUUCAUAUACAAUAUUUAACUUGUAAAUGUAGGUAAAUAUUAUAAUUACUUACUUAAUUAGAAAUAAACACAAAACUAUUUUAAUAUGACACAAGGUUGUAGCCUAUUAUGUUAAUACAGCUAUUUUAAAUCUACAAAAUUUAUUUCUGCAAAAGUCAAUUUUAUAUUAGUAAGUACCUACUUAUAGUUUAGUGUAAUGCAACAUAUGAUUCCACAUGAAUCCGUCCUUUUUUUAUAUAAUUUUUACAUGUUUGUGUUCAAUUUAUUGAUUAUAAAUAUAAAAUUUUCGAAUAUACUAAA